UGAUAAAGUCGAUGAUUGUAUCUUACUUUAUAAAAAGAAACUUGGUCUUCUCUUAGCGUGAAAAAAAAAUUGAUCGUUGUCUGGCUACGAUAGAAGAAUGUGCUUAGGUGUGCGAUUGACAUACCGGAGCUGAGAUGUACGUCGUGGCGAAUUGUUUCGCGAUGAACUAAGUUCGCGAUUCAAGAGGCGACAUUUUUGAAUUGAGUCCACGAUCGUGCGCGACCAAGCAGACAAACGAGAUAAAAAAUAGAGAAGAAACCGACGGCGGAGAAGUGAAAAAUGAGGGCCUCGUUGCUGUUGCUGGGGGGCAUCGUGGUAUUCUCGGUCGCAGUUGCGAGAGCUCUCUCCUGUGUCUGUUCACCCUUCGAGUGUGACAUUCUCACCGAUGAAGAUUGUCCCGGAGGCCUCACCUGGGAUCCCUGUAGAUGUUGUAAGGUGUGCGCUCGUGUCGAGGGAGAACCAUGCGGUGGUUUGUUUGGAUUUUCUGGAAGUUGUGCCAACGGCUUACAAUGCGUCAUCAAAAACUUGCUGCCCAACACUCGAGAAGUGGACGAGGGAAUUUGUACAAAGAUCCCGGGCAGAUGGAGGAGGCAUUGUCCGCACGGACAGAUAAUGUCUGAACCUGGAUGCAACUUAGUGUCCGAAGGAACCACCGGAGAAAACGGAAAUACGGUGUCUACUGGAAAAUGCGUUUGUGGACCGUCGGUGCCUUGGUGUCCAAACGAACCUCGUCCUUAUGAUUAUUCUACUCGACACGAGUGCAAGCUCAAUUUGGCCGCAAAGAUGAAUUACGAUCUCUUUAAUUCUGGAAACACGGAAAGCGACGACAUUCAAGGAGAUACGCGUGGCAACGAGUGUCCGGAGGAUAGUGUUCAAGGGGAGGGCGGUGAGUGCAAAUGCAUCGACUGUCCCUCGGUCGAGUGCGAACCGGGUCAACGUCUGAUCCAGGUGAAGCCAGCGGAUCCAGAGACCCCGGGUAGCUGCUGCGCACGUUACGAUUGCCUGCCCCCAGACUCUCGAGAAUCGGAGCCGUGCCCCGAAAAUAGCGUGUUAACCGAGGAUGGAAAGUGCGAGUGCGCGCCCUGCCCAAGGCCUACCUGCCAACCGGGACAUCGUCCCGUUCAACUGAGAGCUGCCCUGGAUCGCGAGACACCCGGUAGAUGUUGCCCUCUUUACGAGUGCAAACCCGCAGAGUCGAUCUCGUGGAUAAAACCGGCAACCGAGAUAACGAAACCGCCUAAAUAUUGUAUUUACGAGGGCAAAGCGAGAGAGUUGAACGAACGAUGGCAGCCAUCCGAUUGUGUUAGUUGCGUCUGCCAGGAGGACGGGAUGGUAUCCUGUCAAGAAUCAAUGUGCAAAUCCUGCGAGAACGCGAUUCCUCCCGAUCCUGGCGAAUGUUGUCCGUAUUGUCCACCGUUUACGAACACGACGUUCCACCGAUCGGAGAUACCUUGUCAAACUUCUCUCGACGGUUGCGAGUUAACAUGCGAAUACGGUUACGCGAAAGACGAAAGCGAUUGUCCCAUUUGUAGUUGCGAUAAAUCCGAGAGAAACGAUGUGAUAAUAACGGAUCAUCCUCCUACUAAUAACGAAUCCAAAAACAUUUGCCCAAAUUUUCACUGCGAUUUCGGUUGCAAGAUCGUAAAGGACGAAAAUGACUGCUCGAUCUGCGAUUGCCAGACCUUUGAACAAUCUACCACUGACACUGUGGCAAUCGACGAUGCUGGAAAAAAGAUUUGUCCCGAAGUAAAGUGCGAUUUGCACUGCGAACGAGGAUUGGUUAUGGAUGAAAACGACUGCACAUUUUGCAAAUGUCGAACGCCAGAAUCGACAAGUUGUCCACCUCUAAUCGGAUGCAGAAAACGAUGCGCGUUUGGUUACAAAACGAACAAACGCGGCUGUUCUAUGUGCCGAUGUCGUGCUUUCUGCGUGGACCACGUGAACGGAACGCAUCCGGAAGGAUCGACUUGGCAUCCGAACUCGUGCACCUCGUGCACCUGCGACACCGGAGGGAAGCUUAGUUGCAAGGAGACCGUUUGCUCGAUAGCUUGCAACGAUCCGUUGCCCGCGAAACCUGGAACUUGUUGCCCGAUUUGUCCGAUCGCGCCGACGAAGGGGAACGGUGUGGCGAACGGUGGUCAUCAUCAAGGCAAAGGGUGGGGCACGGUGCCGAUCAUCUUGAUCACAAUACUCUCGUUGUUCUGCCUGGUGCUCAUCGCCCACAUUCUUCACAGUCGAUUCCGGGCCCGUCUCUCACCCUCCGAGACAUCUUACUCCAUCUACCCUCCUCAAUAUUACAAAUGCGUGCCAGUGUACGACACGCCGGUGCAUCGAAACGAGAAAAUUGUACCCUUGUAAAAGACUGUUUGACAAACCGGGGAAAACGUGAGAUAUAUUCUUUGGACAGACGGAGUUUAUUACGUGCGUCGAUAAUCACGGCCAAUAGGAGAACAGCGAAGACCACCAAACGAGAGAAGCGCGAAGGUGAAUGAGAACACGCACUCGCUGCCAACAAAAGUCCAAACUUGACGUUUUACCGGUCCAAAAUACCAUAUUGUAGAUUCAGUAUUAUUUAUAAGUAGCGGACGGUUUUACGAUUGUAAGAGAAGAUAACUGAGAUGUAUAGGCCGACGCUUUGUGAACCACGGUUGUCGGGUACCCUCUCCCUCCCAGUCCUCCUCCCCUCCUCCCUAACCUCGAUUCUAAUUCGAUACGAUAUCGUGAUUACGAUAUGUAAAUUGUAAUACAAAAUAC
Messenger RNA from Apis florea (little honeybee), 2754 nucleotides. It is a transcript of the gene cmpy, whose product is annotated as crimpy. The record is from RefSeq and is a predicted model, not a curated record. Gene Ontology annotation, molecular function: serine-type endopeptidase inhibitor activity; protein binding. NCBI's taxonomy places the organism in Eukaryota, Metazoa, Arthropoda, Insecta, Hymenoptera, Apidae. Gene Ontology annotation, cellular component: extracellular region; plasma membrane.